This is a messenger RNA of Gasterosteus aculeatus aculeatus (three-spined stickleback), 688 nucleotides long. The record is from RefSeq and is a predicted model, not a curated record. NCBI's taxonomy places the organism in Eukaryota, Metazoa, Chordata, Actinopteri, Perciformes, Gasterosteidae.
UUAGCGACGGGCUGCGGUUGGUGGUUGUUCUGAUCAAGAUGGCUGCUGUUGUUCUGGAUGGAGAAUAAGACCGAGCUUUCAUCCGAACAUAGGCCGAGGAAACGCACCGAAACACGCAUAGCAACCGGUACCGACACACGACUGGACCCAAAUCCGGAUCCCCGGAGCCGAACCCGAUUCUCUCGUCAAGGGUGCAGCAGUGACACACACAGACAUGGAUACCACUACCUCCAUCAAGAUGACCACCCUGGCCAUCCAGAACCUGUUCAGCUACGUGGAGGAGGAGAACCUGAGCGCUCUCAAGGCUCACCUGGACCGCUUCAAGGAGGUGGACGGACGCAGCGACAACGGUCAGACUCCUCUGAUGGUGGCGGCGGAGCAGGGCAGCCUGGAGAUUGUCCAGGAGCUCCUGAGGCGAGGAGCCAACGUCAACCUGGACGACGUGGACUGCUGGUCGGCUCUAAUCUCUGCAGCUAAAGAAGGUCACGUGGAGGUGGUGAAGGAGCUGCUGGAGAACAGCGCCUACAUUGAGCACAGAGACAUGGGCGGCUGGACGGCUCUCACCUGGGCGGCUUACAAAGGUCGCGUGGAGGUCAGCGAGCUGCUGCUGGAGAACGGAGCCAACCCCAACACUACGGGACAGGUAACACACACAGAGCGGAACGACCUUUGACCCCAGCAGGUGUUU